Molecule: messenger RNA, 1235 nt
Organism: Rhagoletis pomonella (apple maggot)
Lineage: Eukaryota; Metazoa; Arthropoda; Insecta; Diptera; Tephritidae
Gene: Wnt2
Product: protein Wnt-2
Exons: 4
Biological process (GO): multicellular organism development; neuron differentiation; canonical Wnt signaling pathway
Cellular component (GO): extracellular region
Molecular function (GO): frizzled binding; cytokine activity
Source: RefSeq, a predicted model, not a curated record
UCUGUUAGAUUAGCAUCCAGCUUUACGUCAUCCAUACUCUGUUCCCGCAUACCAGGCCUAACGCCACAACAACGCCAACUGUGCAGCGAAUCGCCCGACGCACUGAUCGCAUUGGGCGAGGGUCAUCAGAUGGGCGCAUACGAGUGUCAGCAUCAGUUUCGCGGUCAUCGCUGGAACUGCUCACAAGUUUGGCAAGAAGGUGUUUUUGCGCACGUCAUGUUUGUCGGUUCCCGCGAGGCGGCCUUCACCUACGCCAUCGCCAGUGCCGGUGCAGCACACUCUGUGACGGCAGCCUGUGCGCGUGGCAACAUUUCACUUUGCGGCUGCGAUAUGCGGCACAAGCCCACCAGCGUGCGACGCGCAAGCGCCGACUUUGACGCCAGUGGACUGCAGUCGGGCACGCAACCCUGGAAGUGGGGCGGCUGUUCGGCCGACAUCGAUUUCGGUAUGAAGUUCGCACGCAAAUUUCUUGAUGCACGCGAAAUCGAAGGCGAUGCGCGUAGUCUCAUGAAUCUGCAUAAUAAUCGCGUUGGCCGGAAGUUAGUUAAAAACCUGCUAAAGACGGACUGCAAAUGCCAUGGCGUGAGCGGUUCGUGUGUGAUGAAGACGUGUUGGAAGAGUCUGCCACCGUUUCGCCAGGUCGGCGAAGUGCUCAUGCGGAAGUACAACAAAGCCAAACUCGUGCAAGCCGUCAAAGGCAAACAUGGACUGAGAUUAGUAUUAAGCAAGAAGAAUCGUUUCGGCAAGCAUGUUCAUGUACCGAAGCGUAUGGAGCUCGUCUAUCUCCAGGCGUCGCCGAAUUAUUGCGAGCGUAGUGUGCAACUGGGCACACUCGGCACGACGGGACGCCUUUGCAAUCGUACCUUGCAUGGACCUCAAAGCUGUGAUCUACUGUGCUGUGGGCGUGGCUACAAUACGCAUCAGAUACGCCGCACCACACAGUGCCGUUGUCAGUUCAGGUGGUGCUGUCAGGUGCAGUGUGAGGUGUGUGAGGAGAACUAUGAGGAGUUCACUUGUAAAUAAAUGCAAUUUUAGUGCAGAAAUACGAGCCUAAGUUAAAUUUGAUAAAAAGAAAUGUUUACUGUUAGACAUUAUAGCGCUUGUGUGCUGAAUAAGUGGCUUAUUUAUUAUUUAGUUCGCUUUCGUGUAAGAUAUUUAAUUUGUAUUGCAGAGAUUUCUCUAUACUCGAAUGUAUGUAUUUAUGUAGUAUUAAGUAGGUUAUGUUUGACGUCGUU